CAGAGCCAGCACGUUCCUGACCAAGCUGUUUCUCCAGCUGUGAAAUCCCAGGAAACAGAUGGACAAAAGACAUUCAAUGGAUAAAAGGAGAGAAUUUCCACGGCAUACCGUUGCAUUAACCCUGGGAGUUACCUGUUUUGUCCUCCUGCUGGCAAGCACAGGCCUAAGAUAUAUGCUUUUUCACAGGUGUUCUGGAGACAUGAGGCAAGAUAUGAGAGAAACAGAAGAAAAUGUUUCUUUAUCAGAAGUUGAAGAUCACUCAAUUUUACCACCCCCUAUAGCAUGGGAUGAAGACCAUGACACAUUUCAAGGAAAAUGGCACUGCUGUGGAAAAAGCUGUUACCACUUUUCAAAAGAAGAGAAAACUUGGGAGGAGAGUAAGGUGUCAUGCCAAGAUCUGCAGUCUAGGCUUGUGAAGAUUGACAAUAAAGAGGAGCAGUAUUUGGGAAGGAUCACACUUCAAAGGGAAGAUGAGUCCUUCACUUUCAUGGCCAUGAGAAAAAUGGUUGAAAAAUGA
Molecule: messenger RNA, 517 nt
Organism: Suricata suricatta (meerkat)
Lineage: Eukaryota; Metazoa; Chordata; Mammalia; Carnivora; Herpestidae
Product: C-type lectin domain family 1 member A-like
Exons: 6
Coding region: 59-517 (152 amino acids)
Source: RefSeq, a predicted model, not a curated record